UUAGUAUCUUCUAAACGUUGUGUUAUACAAGGAUUCAUAAAUAUCAAUCCUAUUUAAUUUAAUUUCUUCAUUCCUUUUUCCAAAAAUCUGCAACAGUAAUACUUCCUUCCAUGAAUACUCUCUGUAGCAGGCCAAAUCUUGAUCUUAAUGGUAAACUUUGUCCCAUUUCAUUAGCUUAUACUCAGAAACCAACUUCCAUUUUGUGCUAUAAGUACAGGUUUUGUUGUUCAAAAUGUUGUGAUAGUAAUAGUAAGUAUAAAGUGUCGUUGGUAAAAGGUCAAGCGUUAGCUUCUAAGGAAAAAGGCAAUCUACAAGUACAUGGAAAUGAAGAAGAAAAAGUUGAAGUUAAGAAUAAUGAUAAGAAAUUGGUUAGGUCCAUUGCUAAAGCCCUAAUUGGGAUGGCUGCUGCGGUUUCUUUGUGUUUGGAUUCUCCCGCUUUGGCCGAGUCUAUGACUAUUGCAUUCCCUGCUUCUCGGACUCAUGAGGUGAAUGCUGUUCAGCGAACGCUUGUGGAGACUUGGGGUUUGAUUAGAGAGACUUUUGUAGAUCCAACUUUUAACCAUCAGGACUGGGACUCAAAGUUCCAGCAAACAAUGGUGGAAAUGCUUCCUCUUAGAACUGCAGAUGCAGCAUAUAGCAAGAUCAGAGGAAUGCUUUCUACUCUUGGAGACCCCUUCACUCGUAUUAUAAGUCCAAAGGAAUAUCAAAGUUUUAGAAUUGGAAGUGACGGAAAUGUGCAAGGAGUUGGUCUCUUUGUCAAUACUGAACCAAAAACUGGUCAUCUGAUUGUACUAUCAUGUGUUGAAGGUAGUCCGGCUGCUCGAGCUGGAAUCCAUGUAGGAGAUGAGUUAAUUGAAAUAAACGGAGAAAGGCUUAACGGGAUUAGUGGUGAGGCAGCUGCACAGAAGCUCAGAGGUCAUGUCGGCACCAGUGUUACAGUCAAAGUGCACAAUGGAAAAAAGUUGGCCAUUGACUCUAGUUUCAGAGAGGUUAGAUUACCUCGUGAAUUCAUUAGGCUUUCCCCAAUAUCGAGUGCCAUCAUUCCUCAUAGAACUCCAGACGGUCAUGUGUCCAAGACUGGAUAUGUGAAGUUGUUAGCCUUCUCUCAGACUGCUGCUGCUGAUAUGAAACACGCGAUUCAUGAAUUAGAAAAUCAGGGUGUUGAAUCAUACAUCUUGGAUCUUAGAAACAAUCCGGGUGGUUUGGUCAAAGCUGGACUUGAUGUUGCCCAAAUAUGGCUAGACGGAGACGAGACUCUUGUAAACACGAUAGAUAGAGAUGGGAACAUGCUGCCUAUUAACAUGACCAAUGGGCAUGCUCUAACACGUGAUCCACUAGUCGUGCUUGUAAAUGAAGGGAGCGCAAGUGCAAGCGAAAUUUUGGCAGGUGCACUCCACGACAACGGGAGGGCAAAGCUUAUUGGCAACAGAACCUUUGGGAAAGGAAAAAUUCAGAGUGUGACUGAACUACAUGAUGGAUCGGCUCUUUUUAUCACGGUAGCAAAGUACUUAUCACCAGCACGUCAUGCCAUAGAUCAAGUUGGUAUAGCACCCGAUGUUCAGUGUACAACGGAAAUGCUGAACUCGUCUAAAGACUCGGGGCUCAUGAGGAAGAAAAAUGCAUCUUCCUCAUCUUUGGAAGGGGACUCUUGUAUUUUGGUAGCAGAACAUGAGUUAGAUACCCAAGAAUCCAAAGGCACUGCAUCCUAGAAUGCUGACUUUGACCAUUUCUCAUGGUCAAUUUAAGGUGUAGAAUCUUAUUGAAUUACUGUAAAUAUCUUUGUGUAUAUCUAUAGUUGUUGUAAGUAGAAUAUAUUGAUGGAUCAUAGAUAUGAAAUUGAAAACCUUCAGUUUUCUA
Messenger RNA from Erigeron canadensis, 1857 nucleotides. RefSeq names its product carboxyl-terminal-processing peptidase 3, chloroplastic. Gene Ontology annotation, molecular function: protein binding; endopeptidase activity; serine-type peptidase activity. The record is from RefSeq and is a predicted model, not a curated record. Lineage: Eukaryota; Viridiplantae; Streptophyta; Magnoliopsida; Asterales; Asteraceae. The transcript has 11 exons. Gene Ontology annotation, biological process: proteolysis. Bases 111 to 1709 code for a protein of 532 amino acids.